Messenger RNA from Serinus canaria (Common canary), 1855 nucleotides. Its product is annotated as keratin, type II cytoskeletal 5-like. The record is from RefSeq and is a predicted model, not a curated record. Gene Ontology annotation, molecular function: structural constituent of skin epidermis. Gene Ontology annotation, biological process: keratinization; intermediate filament organization. Gene Ontology annotation, cellular component: keratin filament. The coding region runs from base 47 to 1660 and encodes 537 amino acids. Lineage: Eukaryota; Metazoa; Chordata; Aves; Passeriformes; Fringillidae. The transcript has 9 exons.
GCCACUUGCUCUCAUUCCUCUAUUCCUUGGAUCACUCCUGGCAGCCAUGUCCCGCCAGUGCACUGUGAGGAGCCAGGCCAGAAGGAACUUCAGCACUGCUUCUGCCUGCAUCCCAAAUGCCAGCAGCUCCAGCCUCUGCCUGCACCCUGCACUCCAAGCUGGGAGCUGCGGGGCCACCACUGGCUAUGGAAGGUUCACUGGAGGGUUUGGAAGCAGGAGCCUCUACAACCUUGGUGAAUGCCAGAGGAUGUCCAUGGCUGGAAGAGGUGGCGUCUCCUACGGACCUGCAGGUUUUGGUGCUGGCAAUGGGAUCUCCUAUGGGUUUGGUGGGGCAGCUGCUGGUAUGUUUGGGUUUGGUGGUGGCCCUGGAUUCCCUGCUGUCCCAGCUGGGGGCAUCCAUGAAGUCUCCAUCAAUCAGAGCCUUCUGAAGCCACUCAACCUGGAGAUUGACCCCUAUAUCCAGAGUAUCCGUAAGAAUGAGAAGGAUCAGAUUAAAACCCUCAACAACAAAUUCGCCUCCUUCAUUGACAAGGUCCGAUUCCUUGAACAGCAGAACAAGGUCCUGGAGACCAAGUGGGCUCUUCUGCAAGAACAGGGGAACAAAACAGUGAGAAAGAACAUUGAGCCCCUCUUUGAGACCUACCUGAACAACCUCAGGAGGCACCUGAGCAGCCUAACGACAGACAAGGAGAACCUGCGAGGGGAGCUGAGCAAGAUGCAGACCAUUGCUGAGGACUUCAAGAACAAAUAUGAAGACGAGAUCAACAAGCGCACGGACGUCGAGAAUGAGUUUGUGACCCUGAAGAAGGAGGUGGACACUGCCUACCUGGACAAGACAGAGCUGGAGGCCAGGCUGAAUUCACUCACAGAAGAGAUUGACUUCCUCAGAGCCCUCUACGAAGCUGAACUGUCCCAGAUUCAGAGCCAGAUCUCUGACACCUCUGUUAUCCUGACCAUGGAUAACAACCGGAGCCUUGACAUGGACAGCAUCAUCGCCGAGGUCAAGGCGCAGUAUGAGGACAUCGCCAACCGCAGCCGCGCCGAGGCCGAGUCCUGGUACCAAUCCAGGUACGAGGAGCUGCAGGCCAUGGCUGGCAGGCAUGGGGACGACCUCCGGAACACCAAGCAGGAGAUCUCGGAGCUCAACCGCCACAUCCAGCGGGUCCGAUCUGAGAUUGACAGCGUGAAAAAACAGGUCACUGGGUUGCAAACAGCCAUCACUGAUGCAGAACAGCGUGGGGAGCUGACCCUCAAGGACGCCAGGACCAAGCUGCAGGAUCUGGAGACAGCCAUGCAGAAAGCCAAGGCUGACCUGGCCCAGCAGAUCCGGGAAUAUCAGGAGCUCAUGAACGUCAAACUGGCCCUGGACAUCGAGAUUGCGACCUACAGGAAGCUGCUGGAGGGCGAGGAGUGCAGGCUCUCUGGGGAAGGUGCUGGCUCAGUGAACAUCUCUGUGACCAGAAGCUCUUCAGGAACGGGAUAUGGAAGCAUGAACUGCCUGAGCCCCAGUGGUGAGGCUGGAGGUCUGGUCUGUGCUGGAAUGGGAAUAGGCUCCAUCUCCGGAAGUGGAUAUGGCCCAGGUGGCUCUUGCAUGGUUGGAGGUGGCAGCUCCAGCUUCAGGUCCAUCUCCACCGGCUCUUCCACCAGGAGAUGUUACUGAGGACCUGACUGCAGGCCCGAGUGCCAGCAGUGCCAAGGCUUCUCUUGAGCCCACUCCUCAUCCAGCUCCUUCAAAAGAUUUGAAAAUCAAACCCAUGUGUCAUUAGUUAUAUAAAAAAUGCUGUACUCCUGUUUGUCCUUUGACCCUCAACAUUCUUUUCCCAGUGUUUGUCUAAUAAAAGGCAUGUGGAAUUAA